GAUCUAAUAUUAUUGUGACCAUAUACAAACAUGAUUUUUAAUAUAAUCACAUACAUAUUUUAUUAAAUUGUGUUAGCAUCAUAAACAUAAGACGAUUGAAACAAUUUGUAAAUUCUCUCAAGGGGAAAAAUGAUUUCAAGGUUGAUUUCACUUUGAUUUGUUGCCGAUUGGGCUUUAGUUAUUGAUUAUUAUCUAGAAGAAGAAAAAAAUCAAAGAGAAAGAACAAACUUCAAAUAACCAGACCAUGCAAAUGUUAUUCAGUGUAUAUUGGGAAAAAAAACUGUGACAUGCGAUACAUUAUAUAAUAAGAUAAAACAUAUGGAGUGUAAUUGAUUUAAAGUAUUGAACUACUCAUGGUCAUUUGUUUAUUUUCGAUCGCAAUGUAUUAUUAAUAUAGUAUUGUGCAAAAACCAUGGAACCCUUGGAGACCGUUACCAUUACUAAUAAUUGUGGGUAUCUGUAUGACUUUGGUUGUUGUAGGUUUAGCAUUACGAUUAGGUUUACGUGUUGGAUUAAAUAAUGAUAGUAAAAAUUUAACUUUAAUCAUCUCGAAUAGUUUGACAUUAACGACAAUAAGAACUUCGACAAACAUGACAAUGACCAAUAGGACAGCAGCAACUACAGCAAAUUUAACAACAACUACUACUACGAUAACAACAACAACGAUAACAUCAACAAAGUCUACGACAACAACAACAACAACAACAUCUACAACGAUAACUCUGACAACAACAUUAUCGAUGACAAUAACAAUAAAGACAACAAUAACAACGAUAACAGCAACAAUAAUGUAG
Molecule: messenger RNA, 794 nt
Organism: Rotaria sordida
Lineage: Eukaryota; Metazoa; Rotifera; Eurotatoria; Philodinida; Philodinidae
Source: the annotation of a GenBank genome assembly